AUGAUUUCUCAUUUUUUAUCACCAUCUAUUACAACCAAUAUCAAUCCAUCAUCUGUUUAUCAACAAAAUCCACCAAGUAUCAUAUCAAAUCCAUCUAAUUAUGCAUAUUCACAACAAUAUCCUUGCUCCUUAUGGUCAUCAUCAUUAGCCAAUGAAACACAACAAUCAUCAAUUGAAACAUGUUAUAAUAAUAAUAAUAAUAAUAAUUUUCAACUAGCUGAUACUUUAUCAACAAAUUCAUUAUAUUCAUCUAAUCCAUGGCAUUUAACACCUCGAUUACCGUGGCCAUCAGUACCUACAAACAUUCCUCUAUCAAGUUUCAAUAAUAAUAUAUUAUUUACUCCAAAAAAAACUGAAUUAACCGUUUGUAAUAGUGGCGGUGAUCAAAGUCUAUCAUCAUCAUCGUCAUUAUCAUUUAAUGAUGAUAUAUCAUUUGAUAAUAGUCAUAUUCCACCACCGAUUAAACCUCGUUCAACAAUACGUACAUUUACAUCAUCCGAUAAUCAAGAACAAUUUAUUCGACCUUCACUAAAACCUCCUCCACCACCACCAGUAAUAGUAUCAUCUACAUCUAAAGAUAUCUUUCCUACAAGAUUAGCUCCACGUCCACCUGUUCGACCACCUUCACACGAUAUUUUAUUACAUAAAGCAAAAGUAGACAAUGAACAGCAACAACAGGUAUCUUAUCAUAUCCACAAUCCCUUUGAUAAUAUUAGCAUUAAAUAUAGUGAUACAAGUGGACGAACAUCUCGUGACAGUUUUGAUUUUGAUACAUCAUCAACACGAACAGAUCUAUUUGAUUUAGAAAUUCAAAAUUUACAAAAUCAAUUAUUAAAUAGUUAUGAUGAAAAUAGAAGUAUUCCAGAACGAGACGAUAAUUUAUCAUCGCCUGCUAUUAUUCAUCAAGAACUUCAACAACGUCGUCGAAUACAACGUCAAAAUGUCAUUAGUGAACUUAUAACAACCGAACGAGAAUAUGUUCGUGAAUUAAGUUUGGUUGUUGAUACAUUUUUAACUCAAACAAAUUCGACAUACCCCGAUGGUGUAAAUCAAGAUCUUAUAUUUGGAAAUAUUAAAGAUAUAUGUCAGUUAUCAAAACGUUUAUUAAACGCUUUGGAAUGUGAAGUUGGUACAAUAUCUACAUCGUCGGAUGAUGAUGAUCAUUGUUGUAUUGGACGAUGUAUUCAACAAUUUAUACCAGAUUUAAAAACGUUAUACGCUGAAUAUUGUCGAAGUCAUGAACGAAUGCAAAUAUAUUUAAGAAAAAUAUUUAUCUCACAGAUUGUAACUUUGUUAUUGAAACCGGUGCAACGAAUUGUUCGUUAUCCCUUAAUAUUAAAUGAACUAUUAAAGAAUACGGACGUUGAUCAUGUUGAUUAUUCAUCAUUAAAAGAGGCCAUCUCUAAUUUGAUCAGUGUGGCAAAUUUUAUUAAUGAAUAUAAACGUCGAAAAGAGAUAGUAAAUAGUAGAUCUAAUGAUCAUUUAAAUGAUGAUGAUGAUGAUAUAGAACCGUAUCAUAUCAGUACAUUUCGUGUCAUAAGAUCAAGUUCUGUACCACCAACACCACCAUCGAUUAAUGAAAUUCGUUCAGUGAGAAAAAAUGAUCAUCGUCAUUCAGUAAUGAUUUAUAAUCAUCCACAACAUCAUCAUGAAAAUUAUCUUCUAGUGUCAAAAUAUCGUCGGGAAAAAGAUGAAGCAUUAACGAAUAAAUUAUACAAAUUAAAUAUGCAUACAAUGAGAAAAAAAUCGGCAAGAAUUAGUAUGCGAUUAUCAAGUGCAUUUGGAUUAACAUCACAUACGAUUGAUGAACGUUUUAAUUAUGAAGAAGCUCGUUUUCGUGCGAUUGAUAAAUUUAUUCGUAUAUUCGUACGUAAUGCGUAUACGUGUAUGGAAUGUUUAAAGGAUGCAUUUGUUGCUCAAGUGGAUGUUGCUGAAGAUUUUGAAGAAUUAUUAAAUGAUAAAGUACCAGAUUUAGUUCAACAGUUUGUUCGUACAAAACGUUCAUUAUUAGAAAAUGCCUUUACAGAAUUUUGCACAAAUGUGGAAAUAUGUGUAGCAAAUCCAUUGAAUACACUGAUUAAAUUAUUUGUUUUACCAACGAGUUUAAUUUCAAAAAGACAUGAUAAAUUACUUGAUUAUGAUAGUGCACAAUCAGCAUACGAAAAAUUGAAAGAUCAACAAUCAAGACAGGCAAAACAAGUGCUAGAUUUGGCUAAAAAGACCUAUGAAGCAUUGAAUUGUCAGUUAUUAGAAGAACUACCGAUAUUAUACGAACAUUCUAGUCAUAUUGUAUGGAUAUGUUUAAAGGCAUUUAUUUGUGGACAUUUACGAUUAAUGCAACAUAUGCGUGCUGGCAUCAAUAUUAUAUUAACACAGACCACAUCUCCGGCAGCAUUGUUAUCAUCAUCGGCAACUUCCGCACAAUUAAGUUGGUUACAAAUUGUUGAACGAUUUACAACGAAAAGUAAUGAAGCAGCUGAGAUGCUGUUUCAUUUAACAAGUACAGCAAAAAAUUUUUCGGAAAAAUUAAAAAGUUUGUCUUCAUCUCGUGCUAACAGUAUUGUAAUUAACGGACCAAUGUCACCAGCAUCAGGCAAUGUCUACGAUAGUGAUAAGGAAAUACCAGUUCAAAACGAUGAAACAAGACGUCUAGUUCGAAAUCGUUAUUUAGAACGUGAUUUGUAUACGGUAAUACGAAAUUAUGUUGCUUCUCGUACAAAUUCAAUGGAAUUAAGUGUACAUAGUGGGGAUCUUGUGGGUGUAAUUAAACAAAAUGAUUCAGAUCCACAAACUUGGUUUGUUGAUAAUGGAUUUGCACGUGGAUUUUUACCAAAGAAUCUUCUUAUCUCAAUAACAUCAUCUGGAAGUUCUGGUUUAGUAUGUCGUACUCCGCCAACGCCUUUACGUAACGAUGUUAUUUCAUCUCCUUCGGUGUCAUUACCAUCGGCUAAUCAAUCAUUAAAAAAUCGUUUUAUAAAUCCAGCGUUUAGUUUCGAUCAAACAUCGUCAUCAGAUAAUACCAAUAGAAAAUUAAUACGAUCUGAUACAGAACCGACACGAAGUUUAAUUAAUACAACGUUUGACUCUCUACAAUCUUCACAACGAGAAAGUAUCUAUUUAAAUGAGCCAAACGUCAGUGAUCAACUAUCAACAAUCUCUCAUGAACAACAUCAAUAUGCAUCAAUUGAUUUUGAAGAUUCUUUUGAGUCACCACCACAAACAUUAAACCAACAGAAUCAAUCGAAAUCAAAUCAAAAUCAAAAUGAUCAUACACAAAUCUAUGUUGCUUUGUAUGACUUUCAAUAUAAAAGUGAUGGAGUUCUAUCAUUGAAUGUGGGUGAUCGUAUGUUAGUGUUAAGAACAGUGGAUGAUGGCGGUAAUAAAGAUUGGUGGUAUGUGGAAAAAUUGAAUGAUGAAAAACAACGUGGCUAUGUACCAGCUAAUUACAUUCAAUCGGCUAGUUCCUAG
Molecule: messenger RNA, 3468 nt
Organism: Didymodactylos carnosus
Lineage: Eukaryota; Metazoa; Rotifera; Eurotatoria; Philodinida; Philodinidae
Source: the annotation of a GenBank genome assembly